CCACAUUCGACAAAUUGUUCGCGUUCAGGAAAGUUGGUCUGCAGCAGAGGCAGAAAAAAAGGGGAGGUGCGCAAACAUCGGCAAAUCCGUUUAUGUAUUUUCGUUUUGUUUUGUUGCCAUUAUACACAAAUUCAUCAUCUACUCGUCUUUCAUCACUUCUUGACUGUGGUCUCCACGUGAGUGGCUGCGUGCGUGUGAGUGUGUAUGUUGCCUUACUUUUGGAAUACGGGACGUUCGUGAGAAGGUAUAGCAGCAAAACACGCACCAGGAGGAAAGGCACGACACUUCGACGAAACAUCACCUCGGCAGGAAUCAAUCAGAACAUUACAGUCCAAUAAGUCAGUCUUGUUUCGCCGUUGCCCGAGUGAAAAUCAAUAUUGAUUACACCAAGUGAAGGUAGAGGCAGCAACUCCUUCGUGUUAAACACAAGCUGCAUAGAAAUUGACCAAUUUAACGACGAAGAGACGACCCAUAGGGCCAGAGUUGUCACGGAUUGGAUCUCUCUCGAGACUAAUAUCGUUAUCGAAUAUCAAUUUCGAUUCGCACCGUCAGCAUGGCGCAGAUGGGAAGAGCAGUGAAGAAUCUGGAGCCACCAAGACCACUCAAGUCGACGUUGAAGCAAUCGCAUGUCCACGUGCCUGUGUAUGAGGUUCAAUCAAUCGAAGAACUCAUCACGUUGACAGAGAAUGUUGCUGCCAGUUUGGCCAACGGGUGCAACAACGCCGAUGGUAUGAAUGCACUGUUGGCUAACCUUCGGCUACACGGACCUCAGCUGGAAAACAUCUCCAAAGACACACUUGAUCGUGCGUUUGUCAUCUUUCGCAACGCAUCGCAGGACGAACGGUUGAACAUCAUGACCAGGCUCAACCUGUUGGAGCUAAUUGAACUGCGAGCUAAAUCGUGGCAAGUAUCGGACGGCACCAAUACGUACUACAAGCACAAGGCAACCAAUGUUGAGCCGGAUGUUAUUGGUGAUCCAUCGUUGUUGAGCACCUCCCCGCCUGGACUGUCCCUCGGACAGCAGGUGAUUCCCUCGUUAUCCCCCGGUGAACUGAUCCGUACGUCGGGCAAGUUCCCGAAACCGACAAAAAUCCCCGGCAAGACGUACUGCAAGGACGAGAUCGUCAUCCGAAACGCUGACUCUGGAAAAGUUAUGGGAAUCAAGGGACGUAGAGUUCACAUGAUUGAGGAAUUGAGCGAGACUGUAAUAUCGUUCCAAAGAGUUAAUCCAGGUGCCAAGGAACGUCUUGUUCAGAUCACCGGUCCUAACGAGGAGAAAAUAAACUACGCAAAGCAACUUAUCGAAGAUACAAUCCGCCGGAAUGCCUCUCCGGUGCGCUUGGAGACCUCUCACGAUGGUUCCUGCAGUUCGCUGGCUUCGUCGGCUUCGGAUGAAAUGAUUCAUCCGAGACGGUCGAUUUCGGAUGUCUCUAGCAUCCCAUCCGGCGGACAGCGCGGUUCUAUGAUCACCAAUCCGAACGGAACUGUUUCCUAUGUGCCAAACCAGCAAUCAGCUACUGGACUGAGCUUGAAUUUGAGCAACAACAACAUGUACCACCAUCACCAGCAGCAGCAACAAUCACAGCCACAGUAUAGCCACCCGAAGCUCACCCGAAAUGGAUCCCAGAACAACGGCCAACAGGCGGGGCUACUGUUGCAUAGCUUUUCCACGAAUGAUGCCUCGUUAGGCGAUUUCAAAUAUACUGUCAACGUCGGCAAGCACAGCAUCAAGAUCACCGGAGAUUGCUUCGACUUAGUCAGGGUUGCCAAGCUGGUGCUGGACGACUAUUUCAGCAGCAACGAAUUCCUUGCCUCAGUUGAGAUGGGAUCCAGUUUCGAUCUGCCAAGUUCCCUAGCCUCGCCGGUAACGCCGAUGGCAGGUCAGCAUCAACUGAUCACCGGUUCGCCCUUCGUGGACAGUGGUGUCGGCUUGGAUGCCAUGGCCGGCGGAAUGGGAUCGAUGGGGGGCAACUGCAUCGAAGUGGAUGACGAUGUAUUCAUUGUAGACCCACCGACUCUUGGUCUAAAAUCGGGCGACAGUUCCAGUUCUUCCAAUUCGACGUUGGUCUCUUCUACGCCAGUGAACAAUGGUUUGAGUCGAUCCAGAAGGAGCCACUUCUCACGCAAGGAUAGCGCACCGGAGGGCAUUAAAGAUGGUGCUGGCGCCACGCCAGCUUCGAAGGACGAUUCUACGCCAGUGAGAAUCGUUCAUGAAUACGAACGCUUGAUCUACUACUCCAAAUCUCCCCACUCAUGGGCUUUGCCACGUGACUGGCUGAAGAUCUGCGACAAGCUACCCUAUCUAGUACGAAACAAGGACAUUAAUGACGAAAAGACCCGCUUCAAUGGUGAUAGAUUUUUGGAAAUGAAAUAUCAAACGGAAGGUCCCAGCGCCAGUAGUUUUGCUGACGCGGAAGCUGCCACGGCAGAACAGCAGCAGGGUGGAGAUUCGAUCAGCAACGGAAACGCCUCGACGACAGCAACGAUAUCGACCAAUGGUGGAGGAGAAAACGCAUCCAGUGCGACCACCGAUGGAUCGUCACAACAGCAGCAACAGGAGGUGCCGAAGUAAGCGAGAGCUGCUUGUAGUUCUCUGGUGGGCUGAUACAGAACAAUUAUUCUAUUUAUAUACUAUUGCUAAACUAAAGUUAUGUCUAACUUUUGAUACGACUAUUUUUGUAACAGUAAUAAUUAGUUGUUAGUAGGUAGAGGUAUGAGACAGGGAAUGCAAGCGGCUAAAUAAGCUAGCGUUUCCUCUAAACCUGAUGCUAACGUUCAUGUAUUCACGAAACCCAUAAGGAGUUGGGACCUUCUUUUCAUUUUACAAAGUCGCUUCUGAUUAGCGAACCGAAACGGUAACCUUUGAAUUGGUUCCAAACAUCCAGUUAUUUCUACCAUCAGAAGAUGAGAUUAACCGAACAUAAUUUUUACAACAAAAAAAAAAACAAAACUGAACUGGAAUCUUUUUCGCGAAGUAGAAAAAGCAAUUCGACCACAGUGAGAUCAUAUUUAACUAUUAGGAAAAAAAGAAAGCAAAUCUCUCUUAGGAUUAGCAUACUUCAUCUAACAAUCACUCAACCCAUAUACACGAUUUAUCAUCACUCGGAAUGUAAACCAACCCUAAGCAAAUGAUGCUGUGUAUUAACAACCAUCUAGUCUACAAAGAGCAAAACAACAACCGCACACCAUGCAAAAUCCAACCUCCAACAACAGUGCACUGAUAACACUGAUAAUCGACCCUUCUAAAAGAUUUCAUAGUUUUUUUAAAACACAUUUUCCGUUCCUUUACCCCAAAUGUUGUUAUAAUUAAUAAUUCAGAAAUAUUGCUUGAUCCAACAUUGAAGACACACUAUUGCUGUUGAUUUUGUUUUUUGACCAAUUUUUUUUUCAGGAACAAUUUUUGUUUGUUUUAUUUAUGAUCUAUUAUAUCGAAAAAAAAUGUUAUUUAUUUUGUUCUCUAUUUAUACACGUAUUUAUGAACCCUCUUCUUGGGCGCUUCGGAUGAAAACCUGUGUUGAGACUCUCAAUGACAAUGCGAAACAAUCAAUCUUCAAAAGUACUGAACUGAGUAAACGGCAAGUUAUUUCCCUGAUAUAGUUAAUAGUUGUCAAACCUUACGAAAGAGAGAAAACAAGCAUGCUGAACCUUUGUCUUUAAGUU
Molecule: messenger RNA, 3660 nt
Organism: Ochlerotatus camptorhynchus
Lineage: Eukaryota; Metazoa; Arthropoda; Insecta; Diptera; Culicidae
Gene: mxt
Product: Eukaryotic translation initiation factor mextil
Exons: 10
Coding region: 554-2572 (672 amino acids)
Biological process (GO): positive regulation of translation; regulation of formation of translation initiation ternary complex
Cellular component (GO): RNA cap binding complex; cytoplasm
Molecular function (GO): translation initiation factor activity; RNA binding; eukaryotic initiation factor 4E binding
Source: RefSeq, a predicted model, not a curated record